UGUGACCUCAGCCUCUCAGUGCCAGCUAUGAGUUCCUGCAACUUCACACAUGCCACCUUUGUGCUUAUUGGUAUCCCAGGACUAGAAGCAGCUCAUUUCUGGAUCGGCUUCCCCCUCCUUUCAAUGUACGCCGUGGCAGUGUUUGGAAACUGCAUCGUGGUCUUCAUCGUAAGGACAGAACGCAGCCUGCACGCCCCCAUGUACCUCUUUCUCUGCAUGCUGGCCGCUAUCGACCUGGCCUUAUCCACAUCUACCAUGCCCAAGAUCCUGGCCCUCUUCUGGUUUGACUCCCGGGAGAUUACUAUUGGUGGCUGUUGUGCUCAGAUGUUCUUUAUUCAUACUCUUUCAGCCAUCGAAUCCACCAUCCUGCUAGCCAUGGCCUUUGACCGUUACAUAGCUAUUUGCCACCCACUCCGCCAUGCUGCGGUGCUCAACAAUGCAGUCACCAUCCAGAUUGGCGUGGUGGCUGUGGUGCGUGGAUCCCUCUUCUUUGUCCCAUUGCCCCUGCUCAUCAAGCGGCUGACAUUCUGCCACUCCAAUGUCCUCUCUCACUCCUAUUGUGUGCACCAGGAUGUGAUGAAAUUGGCCUAUACAGGCACAUUGCCCAACGUGGUCUACGGUCUCACUGCUAUUCUACUGGUCAUGGGUGUGGACGUCCUGUUCAUCUCCUUAUCCUAUUUUCUGAUUAUACGAACAGUUCUACAACUGCCGUCUAAGACAGAACGGGCUAAGGCCUUUGGCACCUGUGUGUCCCACAUCAGUGUGGUACUGGCCUUCUAUGUGCCCCUCAUUGGGCUCUCUGUUGUGCACCGUUUUGGAAACAGCCUUAAUCCCAUUGUACAUGUUCUCAUGGGUGAUGUCUAUCUACUUCUGCCUCCGGUCAUCAAUCCCCUUAUCUAUGGUGCCAAGACCAAGCAGAUCAGGACUCGAGUGAUAGCUAUAUUCAAGAUCAGCUGUAGCAAAGACCCUCAGGGUAUAGGCGGCAGGUAA
This is a messenger RNA of Sorex araneus (European shrew), 990 nucleotides long. RefSeq names its product olfactory receptor 51E2. Gene Ontology annotation, cellular component: membrane. Lineage: Eukaryota; Metazoa; Chordata; Mammalia; Eulipotyphla; Soricidae. The coding region runs from base 28 to 990 and encodes 320 amino acids. Gene Ontology annotation, molecular function: G protein-coupled receptor activity; olfactory receptor activity. Gene Ontology annotation, biological process: G protein-coupled receptor signaling pathway. The transcript has a single exon. The record is from RefSeq and is a predicted model, not a curated record.